Coturnix japonica (Japanese quail) is the source of this 1632-nucleotide messenger RNA. Lineage: Eukaryota; Metazoa; Chordata; Aves; Galliformes; Phasianidae. The record is from RefSeq and is a predicted model, not a curated record.
UGGGACGGAGCUCAGAGCACGUAGAGACACGGGGUUCGAUGGCGGUUGAGAUGGAGGAGACCUUAAAGAUCGUGGAAGUGUGGAAUCUCAGAGUGGUUGGGGUGGAAGGGUCCUUAAAGGUCAUAGAAUCGUGAGGUUCUGCAGUGAUUGGGGUGGAAGGGUCCUUAAAGAUCAUGAAACCAUGGAAUUCUCAAGUAGUUGUGUUGGAAGGGUCCUUAAAGGUCAUAGAACACAAAAUCCUGCAGUGGUUGGGGUGGAAGGGUCCUUAAAGGUCAUAGAAUCGUGAGGUUCUGCAGUGAUUGGGGUGGAAGGGUCCUUAAAGAUCGUGGAACCAUGAAAUUAUCAAGCAGUUGGGGUGGAAGGGUCCUUAAAGGUCGUAGAAUCAUGAGGUUCUACGGUGAUUGGGUUGGAAGGGUCCUUAAAGAUCGUGGAACCAUGGAAUCUCAGAGUUGUUGGGUUGGAAGGGUCCUUAUAGGUUAUAGAACACAAAAUCCUGCAGUGGUUGGGGUGGAAGGGUCCUUAAAGGUCAUAGAAUCGUGAGGUUCUGUAGUGGUUGGGUUGGAAGGGUCCUUAAAGAUUGGCUCCAGUGAUUGGUUUGGAGCAGAGCUCCAAGGUCAUGGAACCACCAGAUCCUACAGUGGUUGGGGUGGAGGAGACCUUAAAGGUGAUAAAAGCAUGGGAUUCAACAAGAGUUGGGUUGGGAGGGUCCUCAAAGAUGAUAGGAGCACGGAAUCCUGCAGUGGUUGGGCUGGGAGGGUCCUUCAAGGUCACAGGACCAAGGAAUCCUGCGGUGAUUGGGCUGGGAGGGUCCUUAAAGGUCACAGAACCAAGGAAUCCUGCGGUGGUUGGGCUGGGAGGGUCCUUAAAGGUCAGAGAACCAAGGAAUCCUGCAAUGGUUGGGCUGGGAGGGUCCUUCAAGGUCACAGGACCAAGGAAUCCUGCGGUGAUUGGGCUGGGAGGGUCCUUAAAGGUCACAGGACCAAGGAAUCCUGCGGUGAUUGGGCUGGGAGGGUCCUUAAAGGUCACAGGACCAAGGAAUCCUGCAAUGGUUGGGCUGGGAGGGUCCUUCAAGGUCACAGGACCAAGGAAUCCUGCAGUGAUUGGGCUGGGAGGGUCCUUAAAGGUCACAGAACCAAGGAAUCCUUCGGUGGUUGGGCUGGGAGGGUCCUUAAAGGUCACAGGACCAAGGAAUCCUGCGGUGGUUGGGCUGGGAAGGUCCUUAAAGGUCACAGGACCAAGGAAUCCUGCGGUGGUUGGGCUGGGAAGGUCCUUAAAGGUCACAGGACCAAGGAAUCCUGCGGUGAUUGGGCUGGGAGGGUCCUUAAAGGUCACAGAACCAAGGAAUCCUGCGGUGGUUGGGCUGGGAAGGUCCUUAAAGGUCACAGGACCAAGGAAUCCUGCGGUGAUUGGGCUGGGAAGGUCCUUAAAGGUCAGAGAAUCACAGAACCCUCAAAUGGUUGGGUUGGAGAAGAGCUUGAGGGUCACAGAACCACCAGAUCCUGCGGCGGAUGGGGUGGGAAGGUCCUGGAAGGUCCCAUAAUCUCCCUUGUAGGCAUUUAGGAUUCCCCAGACGUGACGUUUGUUGCCAUUUCUGCAUCUUUUAGUGGGGUUUUUGUUUGGGGGGGGGGGUCA